Hibiscus syriacus is the source of this 1255-nucleotide messenger RNA. RefSeq names its product WD repeat domain-containing protein 83. The transcript is spliced from 8 exons. The coding region runs from base 61 to 960 and encodes 299 amino acids. Gene Ontology annotation, biological process: mRNA splicing, via spliceosome. NCBI's taxonomy places the organism in Eukaryota, Viridiplantae, Streptophyta, Magnoliopsida, Malvales, Malvaceae. Gene Ontology annotation, molecular function: protein binding. The record is from RefSeq and is a predicted model, not a curated record. Gene Ontology annotation, cellular component: catalytic step 2 spliceosome.
CUCAAUACCAAAAUCAAAAACCAUAGCCGGGCAGGGCAAGGGGGAAAAAAUAAGAGAAAAAUGACCUCGUCGGAGCUGCCAAGAAAAGAAGCCAACGUGCUAAAAGGCCACGAAGGUGCAGUAUUAGCGGCGAGAUUCAACAGCGACGGAAACUAUUGCCUGAGCUGCGGUAAAGACCGCACUAUCCGUCUUUGGAACCCUCACCGCGGCAUCCACAUCAAAACCUACAAAUCUCACGGCCGCGAAGUUCGCGAUGUCCACGUCACCCCAGAUAACUCCAAGCUGUGCUCUUGCGGUGGAGACCGGCAGAUUUUCUAUUGGGAUGUUUCCACCGGUCGUGUUAUUCGCAAGUUUCGCGGCCAUGAUGGCGAGGUGAAUGCGGUGAAGUUUAACGAGUAUGCAUCUGUGGUAGUAUCUGCAGGUUAUGAUAGAUCAUUGCGUGCUUGGGACUGCAGGUCUCACAGCACUGAACCCAUACAGAUUAUUGACUCAUUUUUGGACACUGUUAUGUCUGUAUGUUUAACCAAGACUGAAAUUAUUGGUGGGAGUGUUGAUGGAACUGUUCGAACAUUUGAUAUUCGAAUGGGUCGAGAAAUAUCAGAUGACUUAGGGCAACCUGUCAACUGUAUCUCAAUGUCAAAUGACGGUAACUGUAUAUUAGCCAGUUGCUUGGAUUCAAGUAUAAGACUUUUAGACAGGUCCACUGGUGAACUAUUGCAGGAAUAUAAAGGGCACGCUUGCAAGUCCUACAAAAUGGAUUGCUGCCUAUCCAACAGUGACGCUCAUGUAAUUGGUGGAUCUGUGGAUGGCUCAAUCUUCUUCUGGGAUCUGGUAGAUGCAUCUGUGGUUUCAAAAUUCCGAGCUCAUUCAUCAGUGGUAACAAGUGUGAGUUAUCAUCCAAAAGACAACUGUAUGAUAACUGCCUCUGUGGACGGCAGUGUUCGAGUUUGGAAAACAUGAGGUCUUGAACAAUCAAAGCUCUGCACUCGCAGCAACUCUGGUACCUGACAUUUUCGCCUAGCUUGCUCCGUAAAUUGUUGUUCAAGGAUGGAACCAUAUAUUCUUCUAAUUUCCAUACGUAAAUGCACUUAUUUGGUUGGCGAUAGUUCUUGUGGUCUUGAAUUCUACAUCAUAUCUCUGUUUACAAGUCUUGGUAUGAAGAUACACAGCGGAGCGUGUAAAAAACCCUAGUUAUGUGGUGUAACCUUGUUGGUGUUACUUAUAUUCUCAACCACUUCCUCAGUAUGAAUUCUGA